Drosophila grimshawi is the source of this 963-nucleotide messenger RNA. RefSeq lists its product as uncharacterized. The transcript is spliced from 2 exons. NCBI's taxonomy places the organism in Eukaryota, Metazoa, Arthropoda, Insecta, Diptera, Drosophilidae. The record is from RefSeq and is a predicted model, not a curated record. Bases 1 to 963 code for a protein of 320 amino acids.
AUGCAAUCGAUUCUGCUUAGAUGCUUUGGCCUUUUAUUGGUUUUGGGCAGCCUCAGCUGUGCCAAGGCGGCGCCACCUAUGGAAAAGGAAGCAGCCGAUCAGCUCAAAGUGGAGCAGCUAGUGCGUGUCUAUCCCAUCAGUGAGGAGGAGUAUGAACGUCUGCUCAAACUCACCGAUGGCAAGAAUGCCAUCUCUGAGGCUCGCUUAACCAGUGCCGGAUUCAGUUCGGUUAGGAACUCUCUGGACUCUGGAUGGCAUUCGCUUCUGCGCAUUAUGGGCCUAACCACAACCAGUCGUUCGGUGCCCACAAUCGACACUGAAGACCAGCCCUUAUGUGUGAUGAAGCGCAACAUCUCCGAUGAUGCUGCCAAUGGGGAGGACCCUGUUAUCAAUUGCGUUGUGGUGGUAAAGCCGGGUCUUGAACAAGAUCCGAUCAGUUCGACCACUCCCUACUUGGCUAUCUAUUGGGAUCCUGAAACAAACACACCAAUCGAGCAAACGGUGCCACAGCAGGAAAUCCAGCCAGCAACUCAAGCGGCUGCCGAGGUCGAUGUUCCUGUAGCGCAGGAGGAGCUAGAGAUGACAACAACCUCACCAGUGAUCUUGUUCACCCUUAUCGGGAAUAAUGCAGAGUUCAAGCAGAAAACCUCUGCCGUUGGUCCCACCUUGCGCCAAUAUGGCUCACCAUUUACACCACUUAGUGGAGGUGGUUAUGGCAGUUCUUUUGGCGCCUAUAGUCCCUAUGGUCUACCAUCCCAAUUCGGCCAGCCGUUAUACUAUCCACAACCGCAAUAUGGCCAGCAGUUGUACUAUCCACAACCGCAAUAUGGCCAGCAGUUAUACUAUCCACAACAGCAUUAUGGCCAGCAGUUAUACUAUCCACAACCAUACUAUGAAGAAAAUGAGGAAGAUAAUGAUGAUGAAGACGAAGAUGAAGAUGAGUACGAAGAAGCAGACUACUAG